Messenger RNA from Neurospora tetraspora, 398 nucleotides. RefSeq lists its product as uncharacterized. The transcript has a single exon. The record is from RefSeq and is a predicted model, not a curated record. The coding region runs from base 45 to 347 and encodes 100 amino acids. Lineage: Eukaryota; Fungi; Ascomycota; Sordariomycetes; Sordariales; Sordariaceae.
GCUCAGGGUCUACCGUCAAGGCAUGAGUAGCUCCCAUCCUAGGUAUGUUCUUCUCAUCUAGCUGCCUUCUUUUGACAUGUUCCGUCUGCGUCUGGUACCUUGUCUUUCAUAUUCAACAUGCAGCGAUUCACACGACUCGGUAUUGCAUCUCCCCUCAGAUGUUUUCACACCCACCAGAUGACGUGGUGUUCGUCAGCACUAGCAAGCUGCCAGACACCACUCACGCUACUGUAUUUUCAGCAGAGAACACCGAGAUUGUGCAUAGCCAAGAGCAGAGAAGCUUCCCAUCGCGAGCCACAGUGAAGAGAUCGAAAAAACAAAGACCUUUCGGUCUCUGCGAUGAUUAACAGAAUUGAACCCGGACUUCUCAUGGCCGAGAUAACAAGGGCACAGCAGCC